This is a messenger RNA of Danio aesculapii, 1201 nucleotides long. It is a transcript of the gene acp1, whose product is annotated as acid phosphatase 1. NCBI's taxonomy places the organism in Eukaryota, Metazoa, Chordata, Actinopteri, Cypriniformes, Danionidae. Gene Ontology annotation, molecular function: acid phosphatase activity; non-membrane spanning protein tyrosine phosphatase activity. The transcript has 6 exons. Gene Ontology annotation, cellular component: cytoplasm. Bases 12 to 488 code for a protein of 158 amino acids. The record is from RefSeq and is a predicted model, not a curated record. Gene Ontology annotation, biological process: protein dephosphorylation.
UAGUGACCAAUAUGGCGUCUUUCAGCGGAAGGUCGGUGUUAUUCGUGUGCUUGGGGAAUAUCUGCAGAUCUCCAAUCGCGGAGGCUGUUUUCAGAAAGAUGGCCACAGACAGCGGAGUGGUGGAUAAGUGGGUUAUAGACUCUGGUGCCACCUCUGAUUGGAAUACUGGCAGCACUCCUGAUGCCCGUGGUCUGGCCUGCCUCAGGAAACAUGGCAUAGAGACAGAUCACAGGGCAAGACAGGUCACCAAAGAUGACUUCAUGAGUUUUGAUUACAUCCUCUGCAUGGAUGAAAGCAAUUUAAGAGAUCUGAACAAGAAGGCAAGCAGCGUGAAAAACAGCAAAGCCAAGAUUGAGCUGCUCGGCUCCUACGAUCCUGAAAAACAGCUUAUUAUCCAAGACCCGUACUAUGGCAGUGAUAAAGACUUUGAGACGGUGUAUGAACAGUGUGCAAGAUGCUGCAAAGCCUUCCUGGAACAACAUUCGUAAUGCAUGCACAUACACACACACACACACACACACACACACACACACACACAACAGCAUCUGAAAUCUAUGAGACUUCUUCAUUAAUUACUCAAAUAUAUAUACUUAAAUGCUAUCCUUUGGUUUAUUUGUCUUGUUUUUAGUCCAAAUAACUAAAAAAUCUUAAACCUAGAGGUAUUUUCUAGACAAGCGAAACAUAAUGUCUUGUUUUUAGAGAUAAUAUGGUAAAAUUGAGUGAGUUUUUCCUUAAAACAAGCUAAAUUUUCCGAAAAUGGGGAAGUAAAAUAGUCUUGAUUUUCCUUCUGACAUAAGAUUAUUUUGCUGACCUCAUUGGCUGAUUAUUUUGCUUGUUUUAUGUAAAAACUCACUCAAUUUUGGCAUAUUAUUUCUGAAAACAAGACAACAUGUUUUCCUUGUCUAGAAAAUGUGUCUUGAUUUAAGAAUUUGUAGAUAUUUGGACUAGAAACAAGAGAAAACAAAGCUUUUUUUGCCGUGUACAACCAACUGAAACAUGAAUCAAGUGACUUCUAUCAAGCAAAACACACACACAUCAAUCGACAGCAGCAUAUAGAGAAGCACUUUGUCUUAAUUGUAAAAUAAGUUGUAAUGAAAUGUCAAAGGAUGCUUGUUUGAGCAGCUGUAAACUGCUUUUGUUGACCAUUGCCUCUGAAGAGAGGAAAUUCACCAAAAUAAACCAGAUAAAAAUGCUGGAAUUA